Molecule: messenger RNA, 987 nt
Organism: Drepanopeziza brunnea f. sp. 'multigermtubi' MB_m1
Lineage: Eukaryota; Fungi; Ascomycota; Leotiomycetes; Helotiales; Drepanopezizaceae
Source: RefSeq, a predicted model, not a curated record
AUGAACAAACGCGGUCGACUCUUGCGCAAGCAAGAGGAGAUACAGGUAUCGACGGAGGAGAUGACUACCGCCGAGUCAGCAAAAGAGACCAAGAACGGAAAUAAGAUGAUGUCUUUGAUUAGGUUGGCCAUCCGGGGCUCAAAGAAAGAAGCAGAUAAUAUUGAUGUUGGACCUAUCCUCGAGUCAGGAUCUAUCCUCGAGUCAGGAUCUAUCCUUGAGUCGGGAUCUAUCAUUCAGUCGGGGUCUAUCCUCGAGUCAGGACCUAAAGAAAGCAAGAGACAUAUUCCUCAAGAGGUCCGUCUUAUGAUCUGGGAACAUGUCUGCGCCGUCGAUCGCCAAACUAUCCGAAUUGGAUUCAGAAGACGCAUACACAUGACCCCCCCCGCGGCACCACGCAUGCGUACUUGUCCUAUGCUAAGCGUCAAUCGAGAAACAAGAGAAGUCGCAUUGAAGUACUACAUGUUGGUCAAGAACUACGAUCUCCUCCCAAUACGCAUCAAUCUCGACAGAGAUACGAUAUUCAUUGAGCACUAUCUCUACAAGAUGUGUUACGACCUCGGAAAGAUCUUCAAAGCGUCCAGUGCUCUAUGCAACAUCAGGAACUUCGCGUUGGAGUUCACUUACAAGGAGUCUAGAGAUCACUGGCAAGCUGCAAUAGUUGCUCUUCAAUUCGAUCCCAAUAUUCGGCAUGUCGUUACAACGCUCUCUCCGGCUCAUGAGUAUGUGGACCAGGUCAGUGAUGACCGGCUGUUCGAUAGGUACAUUCACCUGAUUCAACGCCCUCUCGGCACGGAUCGCAUCCAAGGCCCUCGGUUUCUCUAUUGGGAGACCUGCAGUGUUUGGAAGUUGUGGCUUUAUGCCAAGAUCCAUCCGUCCUGGAGGUUCGAAGCAAAGAAGUUGAUGAAGUAUAUGUUCGACAUGAAAAAACAGGGCAAGCUUGACGAGGUCCCGAACUUUGCAACUUUUAGGAAUGGAAGACGUGGUUGA